This is a messenger RNA of Peronospora farinosa, 2016 nucleotides long. The record is from the annotation of a GenBank genome assembly. NCBI's taxonomy places the organism in Eukaryota, Oomycota, Peronosporomycetes, Peronosporales, Peronosporaceae.
AUGGCGAGCUCUAAUACGAUCCUUGUAUCCGGUCUAGAUGCACGUGAAAUGGCAUUAGCCAAGAACACACCCGAGCAAUUGAUCGAACAUCAACGUGUGACACAGGGAAAAGUACGGACACGUUUUCCACCGGAACCAAAUGGUUAUUUACAUGUCGGGCAUGCGAAAUCCAUGAAUAUGAACUUCUUUGAAGCGUUUGAGAAACUUCAGGUGCCAUUAGACAAACGUGAGACUUAUUUUCGCUACGAUGAUACAAAUCCAGAGGCUGAGAGCAAUGAAUACAUUGAUGCUAUUGCUACUAAUGUCCAGUGGUUGGGCUAUACGCCUGCUAAAGUCACAUAUAGUAGUCAAUACUUUGAGGAAUUGUAUGAAUUAGCACUCAAGCUCAUUCGAAAAGGCAAAGCUUAUGUGUGUCAUCAAACUAAGGGAGAGAUUGAAGCUUCACGUCUUGUACUGCAACAAUUUCAUGCCACAUCGGGUGCCAAGAGUGAUAAGGAUGUAUCAGAGACGGCCAAAUCACCCUUUCGGUCACGCUCAAUCGCUGAAAAUUUGGUCGAAUUUGAAAAAAUGCGGCUUGGUUUGUAUGGUGAGGGCGAAGCGUGUCUACGAAUGAAGAUGGAUCUCGGGAGUCCGAAUCCCAAUAUGUGGGACCAUGUGGCGUAUCGCAUCAGGUUUGUACCACAUCCGCACAUUGGUGACAAGUGGUGUAUCUAUCCAACCUAUGACUACACGCACUGUAUUGUGGAUGCCCUGGAACACAUUGACUACUCGAUUUGUACACUGGAGUUUGAGACGCGUCGUGAAUCUUACUAUUGGCUACUGCAUGAACUUGAUUUGUUCAAACCCAACGUGUACGAGUUUGCUCGUCUCUCCAUGACCUACACAGUGCUCAGUAAACGCAAACUACUCAAGCUCGUGAUGUCCAAGAUCGUGCGUGGCUGGGACGAUCCACGUAUGGGCACACUCAAUGGUCUUCGACGUCGCGGCUUCACGCCAGAGAUCAUUAAGCAGUUUUGCAAAGAGAUUGGUGUUACUCGCGUGCAAUCGACGAUCCAGAUCGAGCGGCUGUACUCCGUGGCUCGCAACAUCCUUGGCGAGUCAUCAAAACGCGUGAUGGCCGUGCUUGACCCCGUGGAGUUGGUCAUUGAGAACUUCAGUGAUGUACCUGACAAGAGCGCACUAUCAUUGCUCGUACCGGACUAUCCUCAGGACGUGAAUCGCGAUGGUGGUAAAGCGUACCACCAGGUGCGACUCACACAAAAAAUAUUUCUUGACCGCACCGACGUACGCACAGAGGACUUGAAGGACUUUUUUGGUGUGGCGCCGAAUAAGCAGGUGCGUCUGAAGUACGCGUUCCCGUUCACAUGCACGAAGCUGGAGACAGACGAUAGCGGGCGUGUGACAAAGGUGCUGGGUCAAAUGGACUGGACAAACUCGGCAAAGCCCAAGGGCGUGCUUUCAUGGGUGCCUGCGAACAGUCCAAAGGUGGAGGUACGUGUGUACUCGCAUCUCUUCACGGUCCCGGAGCUGCCAAACGAUGUGAAGGACUGGGAAUCUUUUGUGGACUCAAAGAACUCGGAGCGUGUAUAUGGCUCUGCACGCAUGGACCCCGAGUCGUACGCCAAGAACGUGGACAGCAUCGUGCAGUUUGAACGUAUCGGCUACUUUGUGCCAGACCAGGACUCGACAACGGACAAGAAGGUGUUCAACCAGAUCGUGGCGCUCCGUGACGGCGGUGGUGAGGUGACUGGCAAUGCGGCCAUCUCGGGUGCCAAUGCCAGUCGCAAGGACGCCCAAAUGCAGCAACUGGCACUCAAGAUGGAGAAGAUGAAGCUGUCGCCGAUCGACAUGUUCAAAAAGCAGCCAGAACUGUAUGGACAAUUUGAUGCCGAGGGUGUACCAACGCACAAUGCUGUUGGUGAGGAGCUGACGAAGAACCAGCGCAAAAAGCUCAAGAAGGAGCAAGACAAACAGAAGAAACUGCACGACGCGUACUUGGCCAACGUGAAGGCGUAG